AUGAACCUCUUCAAGUUUUUGCUAACUUGUAUAUUAUUUUCCCACGUUGGAACAGAAAUUCAGAUAUUAAUCAACCCUGUGAAUUUGCCUGAAAACAUGCUCCCUGGAAUAGAACUAAGUCGAGCUUAUGAUAAAGAUGUGGCUGGAAAACCAGAUGCCUAUCACUUUCUAAGUGAGGCAAAGGAUUUUGUCAUUGAUGCAAGUUCAGGUGUUAUCACUUCCACCAAAACUUUUAAUUAUGAAACUGACCCAACCAGGUUUCUAUUUAUAGUUGACACUGGAGGCACCACAAGGAGCGUUUUAACUGUUAACAUAAUCGAUGUUCCCGAGCCUCCAGACUGCACUGCAGACCCCCUGUUUUCUUCAGGCACAGCUACCAUGGAAAUUGGUGAAGACACUCCGCUAUUUCAGUCUAUUUAUAACGUGAUUGCCACAGAUGAGGACAUUGCUAAUGGGGACAAGUUAACAUACAUGAUUGAGACACAGUUAUCUGGACCGAAAAGAGGAGCAAAAUGUUUUGGAAUAGAUCCUAUAAAUGGUGUUGUGAGUUUAAGAGGUGAAGAUCCUUUGGACUUUGAUGCUGGAUAUCAUACUUUUCAACUUGCACUGAGAGCAACAGAUACAGCUGGACUGUUCUGUCAAGGGACAUUAAUUAUCAAGAUUAAAAAUGUCAAUGAUGAGAAGCCUCAAUUUGAGCAAUUUCCUUUGAAUUCUCUUAAUGUGACUGAAAAUAAGCCUAUUGGGGAAAUAAUUGCAAGAUUAAAAGCAACUGACAGAGAUGAAGAUAGCAGCAUAAUUUAUUCCUUUAAAACACAAGAAGAAAGGUUUGGUCUGGACCCUUUCACAGGCAUAAUCACUCUACUUCAAUCUUUGGAACUUGAUAAUCAAAAUAAUUCGAGAAGCUAUUCUUUGGAAGUUGAGGCCAGGGAUGAUGGAAAUAAUACUGGCACUUAUAUGUUCACAAUUUUUGUGGAGAAAGUGGAUUAUCCUAUUUCCUGUGAUUCAAGUUUUUCAACAGGAGCAGGUGCCUCAGUGUCUGUUCCAGAAAACAUUCCUGCAUUUGCUGUCAUCUAUAUGAUCCUCUCCAGAGACCCAGAUCCUGAACAAGAAGUUGAACAAUUCCAGCUAGUGGUUGCUGUGAGGAAUAGGCACGACCUGUCUCUGGAGUCAUGUAUUGGUACAAUAACAGUAAACAUCCAGAAUGUCAAUGAUGAGAGUCCAGUUUUUACAUACAUACCACAUGAACCGAUAAAUAUUUAUGAAAAUCUGCCUGUAGGAACAAAACUUGUCAAACUGAUGGCAACCGAUAGAGACAUAGAUGAUGCGGUGCAUUAUGAAUUCAUUGGUACACAAAAAGAAUUUUCUAUAAAUGAAGACUCAGGAGAAGUCACCAUUGCUUAUCCACUGGACUAUGAAGAUGUGGCAACUCCAAAGUCUUGGGUAUUAUAUGUCAGAGUUUAUGAUGAUGAACGAGUACAUUCAACAACUGGGACACUCACAGUAAUUCUAGAAGACAUAAAUGACAAUGCACCCCGAUGUUCACAGGAUAUUUAUGUAUUUGAGCUUCCUGAAAACAUUCCUGUUGAAACUCUUUUAGUCUCCCUGACUUGUACAGAUAAGGAUAGAACUGUUCCCAAUAACAAUGUAACUUAUCAUUUAAUUAAGGACACUUUUUCAAACAAAACCUUUACUCUUAUAAACAAUGAACUGAAAAUUGGACCUACACAUCUAGAUUAUGAUAAUAUAAUUUUUGCAGGAAUGCAGUUUAAACAUAUAUUGUUUAUAAAAGUAUCUGAUGAAGGAAUUCCUAUACUUUCGACAACUAUUACAAUCAUCAUAAGGGUGACCCAGAUAAAUGAACUGAACCCAAAAGGAACCAUGCCAGAAUUUACAUUGGACAUAUAUGAAGAUAGACCAGUUGAUGCACUAGUUGGAAAAGUUACAUUUACAGAUGCAGACUGGCCACUUAACAAUAUAAAAUAUGCCAUUGUUGGAGGUAAUUUUGGAACACCACCCAAAUUUUACAUUGAACCAUACACAGGAGUGAUAAAGCUAUUAGAUUCACUGGACAGGGAAGCUGAAUCCCAGUACAAGAUAGCAGUGCAAGUUACAGACUUGGACAACGAUGCUCUCCCUGACCCUAUCAGGCAGAGAAGGGCUACUGCUCAAGUGACCAUCCAUGUUCUGAAUGUGAAUGAUGAACCUCCUGUGUGCAAUCCACCACAUAUGGAAAUGCAGAUUUUUUCUACUGUUAAGGGACCUUUUAUUCACCUCAACUGUUCAGACAGAGACUCUCCACAGGAACAUCUGAGUUAUUCAAUUAUAGGAGGAAAUACAAACAAUCAAUUCACACUUUGGAGACAAGGUGUUGAUCCUCCAUUUCUGGCCACCAGGAAGAAUUUCCAGUAUGAUCUAUUUCAAGGGAUUCAAGACCCAAUGACUUUCCAGUUGCUUGUUGAAGUCACUGAUGAAUUAGGUGGGGAUAAAGUUAGGCAGCUGUCAGCCACUGUUACAGUUAUAGUUCAUGUACUUCCUUGGACCACAGUGCUGCCAACUUCUUCCACACAAACAACUACAACAACGAUUACUACUGCUGUGUUGAAGAAAUUUUCAUACUAUUGGAGGCCAGAUAACUGGCUUCCUGCUGUUCUCACUCUAAUGGGAGUCCUCUUUGGGUUGUGUCUCUAUGCAGUUGCAUGGUGCCUCUUCAAACAUUCAUGCUAUUUACUAAAAGAACAGUCAAUGCAAUACAAUGAACCAGCAGAUGGCGCCAAAGAGCUUAUUAAUUCAACUGUCCCUUCUUUAGUAAUUGAGGAGUCCGUGUACAUGCAGUACAGUGGUAGUAGCUAUGAUGAACCAGCAGUUGUGGGUAGCAAGAACAAUGGGGAAGUAGUUGGAGAAGAAUUAAGAGCUGUCCGGUCCCUGUGGGUCCCUGGACAGACAUAUAUGGGGGCCAUGUUGAGUCACGUGCGUCCGGUCUGGCUGUCACAUCCAGGAAGGGAGGAGGACUCAAGGGGAGAGCGAGAAUUUAUGGGUGUGGCCUGGGGCAAAAAGUGGUCAGGGGUGCCCCAGGAUGAGUCCGCCCCUAAAGCUAGCUUACAAAGGUCUACUUCUAAGAUUGGCCAGGGGGUAGAUGUUGACAGUUGA
Molecule: messenger RNA, 3147 nt
Organism: Jaculus jaculus (lesser Egyptian jerboa)
Lineage: Eukaryota; Metazoa; Chordata; Mammalia; Rodentia; Dipodidae
Product: cadherin EGF LAG seven-pass G-type receptor 2-like
Exons: 22
Coding region: 1-3147 (1048 amino acids)
Biological process (GO): homophilic cell-cell adhesion
Cellular component (GO): catenin complex; plasma membrane
Molecular function (GO): calcium ion binding; cadherin binding
Source: RefSeq, a predicted model, not a curated record